Molecule: messenger RNA, 6227 nt
Organism: Alligator mississippiensis (American alligator)
Lineage: Eukaryota; Metazoa; Chordata; Crocodylia; Alligatoridae
Gene: FRMPD4
Product: FERM and PDZ domain containing 4
Exons: 18
Coding region: 310-5697 (1795 amino acids)
Cellular component (GO): cytoskeleton
Molecular function (GO): protein binding
Source: RefSeq, a predicted model, not a curated record
CCAGCCCCGAGGCGCUCCCGCAGCAGAGGGCCCUUCCCCGGCAGAGGGGGCUGCGGCGGCGCUGCCAGGCGGGCCGGCUCCGCGGCGGGUGCUGCCCGGGCUCGCUCCGCGCCAGAGGCGGGAGCCGCGGACCUGCCGCCGCUCGGGCCGGGCCGGGCCGGGCCGGCCAGGAGCGGCGAUGCCGGGCGCCCCGCGCGCCGCUGCCGGAGGAGGAGCAGCCGCCGCGGGCGCCACCUCCCCCCGCCCCGCCGUGGAGCAGCCGCGGCGGCGGGAGUGAGGAGGAAGCGGGGCCGCUCGCCGGCUGCAUGGAUGGACGUGUUCGGCUUUGUGCGGCUCGCCAAGCUCCCCGGGAAUGGGCUUCUCAAGAGUAACCUGGAUGGAGAGCGAGAGGACCCUGAAGAGAGAGGGCCAAGGCCCAUGAGCAUGAGCAAAGGCUUCAAUCCUGGUAGAUCUGUCCAGUCAAGGGGGCUCCACAGGACCAAGUCUUCAGGCUGGCCACAUCCUGCAGGAACCUGGAGCUUGAAUCAGGGGACACCCUAUGGAUGGGAGAUGACGGCAAACAGAGAUGGGAGAGACUACUUCAUCAAUCACAUGACACAGUCAGCCACAUUUGAAGACCCUCAAAUAGAGAGCUGCCAAAUCACCCCUCCAGCCCCUCGGAAAGUGGAAAUGAGGAGGGAUCCUGUUCUGGGAUUUGGUUUUGUGGCUGGUAGUGAAAAACCAGUUGUUGUACGCUCGGUAACACCAGGCGGCCCUUCUGAAGGAAAACUUAUACCAGGAGAUCAGAUCAUAAUGAUUAAUGAUGAACCAGUCAGCACUGCUCCAAGGGAGAGAGUCAUUGACCUUGUCAGAAGCUGCAAAGAAUCAAUCCUCCUUACUGUUGUUCAGCCUUACCCUUCUCCUAAAUCAGCAUUUAUCAGUGCUGCAAAAAAGGCAAGAUUGAAGUCCAACCCUGUCAAAGUACGUUUCUCAGAAGAAGUCAUUAUCAAUGGCCAGGUGUCGGAAACGGUUAAGGACAAUUCACUUCUUUUUAUGCCAAAUGUUCUGAAGGUAUAUCUUGAAAAUGGACAAACCAAAUCUUUUCGGUUUGACUGCAGCACUUCAAUAAAGGAUGUCAUCUUAACACUCCAAGAAAAGCUUUCCAUCAAGUGUAUUGAACACUUUUCACUGAUGCUAGAGCAAAGAAUUGAAGGAGCUGGAACCAAACUUCUCUUGCUACAUGAACAGGAGACUCUAACUCAGGUGACCCAGAGGCCAGGCUCCCAUAAGAUGAGAUGUCUGUUCAGAAUUAGCUUUGUUCCAAAGGAUCCCAUUGACCUCUUAAGAAGAGAUCCAGUGGCUUUUGAAUAUCUGUAUGUACAGAGCUGUAAUGAUGUGGUUCAGGAGAGGUUUGGACCAGAGCUGAAAUAUGAUAUCGCUUUGAGACUGGCUGCAUUACAAAUGUAUAUUGCAACUGUGACUACAAAGCAAACCCAGAAAAUUUCCCUCAAAUAUAUUGAAAAAGAAUGGGGAUUAGAGACUUUUCUUCCAUCUGCUGUGCUGCAAAGCAUGAAAGAAAAGAACAUAAAGAAAGCACUUUCACACCUUGUCAAAGCAAAUCAAACCCUAGUUCCUCCGGGUAAAAAGCUGUCUGCCCUGCAAGCCAAGGUGCAUUAUCUCAAGUUCCUCAGUGAUCUACGACUGUAUGGGGGGCGUGUCUUCAAGGCAACAUUAGUGCAGGCAGAAAAACGUUCAGAAGUGACAUUGUUAGUUGGGCCACGGUAUGGUAUCAGUCACGUGAUAAACACCAAAACAAAUCUGGUGGCCUUGCUAGCAGACUUCAGCCAUGUGAACAGGAUUGAGAUGUUCACAGAAGAUGAAAGCAGUGUUCGAGUUGAGCUGCAUGUUUUAGAUGUGAAGCCUAUUACUUUGCUAAUGGAAUCAUCAGAUGCAAUGAACCUUGCUUGUUUAACAGCUGGAUACUAUAGACUGCUGGUUGAUUCAAGGCGCUCAAUAUUUAACAUGGCCAACAAGAAAAAUACAGGAAACCGAGAAGCAGGAAUUGAAAGCAGAGGCAAGCUCCAUGCUCCUGAGUGGAAUUGUAUACCAAAAACUACCACAUUUGCGGCUGAAGGAGAUCGAGAGGCCCAUAUUACUUUUGUGGACCCAAAACAGAAAAUGGCAGAUCUCUCUGAAAGUCCCUUAUGUCAAAAAGACCACAGGCAUCUGUACAUAGAAAAUACCUAUAAUUCAGGUGGAUUUGAUGAGCAGCUAAUAAAGCCAGGUGGCCCCACUGAGACAGAAGCAAACAGAGGUUUAAAUCAGCAGUCAUUGCUGUCACUUUCAGGAUUGGAAUCAAGCAAGAAAGCACAGGAUUCACCAAGGGGAGCAAAAGUAUCCUUUAUUUUUGGAGAUCACAGUUUGGAUGGCAUCAGUCCCCAAACUCUUGGCUAUGAAAGACUUUUGGAUGAAAGUCCAGAAGUGUUAGAGAAGCAAAGAGCAAUUUAUAUUAAUAAUGCCAAUGAUAUGAAAGGUCUAGAAUUGUCGCCAGAUGCUGAAAGCAUUCAGUUUGCUGCAAAUUCUGUUUACGCAAGCAUAAAUGAUGGCAAGAUAUUUGGAGCUGCAGAAGGGAUAGAAGAGCCUUUAUUGCAUGACAUUUGUUAUGCAGAAAACACAGAUGAUGCUGAAGAUGAAGAUGAAGUGAGCUGCGAGGAAGAUAUUAUGGUAGGAGAAAUUAAUAGGCCCGCCAUUCUCAGCCUUUCUGGUUCUAGUGAUGACAUUAUUGAUUUGACCUCACUCCCCCCUCCAGAAGGUGAUGAUAAUGAAGAUGACUUCUUAUUGCAUACCUUAAACAUGGCCAUUGCUGCUCCUCCUCCUGGCUUCAGGGACAGUUCAGAUGAGGAAGACUCUCAGAACCAAACAACACAGUAUAGAGAAGAAAAGGAGCAAGCUAGUGAUCCAGGAACUGAUGACAUUCCAGUGUCACUCAUUGAUGCUGUCCCUACUAAUACAGAGGGCAAAUGUGAAAAGGGGCUAGAUGAUGCUGUAGUCUCUACUCUUCAAGCACUAGAAGCUUUGGCUGCUUCAGAGGAACAGCAGACAAAUGACAAUUCAGGUGUAGCAAUCUUGCGAGCAUAUAGCCCUGAGUCAUCUUCAGAUUCUGGCAAUGAAACAAACUCUUCUGAAAUGACCGAAAGCUCUGAACUGGCUACAGCACAGAAACAGUCAGAAAAUUCCACACGUAUGUUUUUGGCCGCUAGUGAAGGCUACCAACACCUCAUGGAAGAGCAGACAGAGUUCCCCAUUGCUAAGAAUCAGGCUGGAGGAUCACUUAUGAAAUCCUCGCAGUCUUCGAUUAAUCGGCAAGCUGCAGAGCUACAAUCAAAAGUUGUGCCUUCAAAGCAGAUUCUUCAUUCAGAUAACAUGGAAAUGGAACCAGAGACUAUGGAAACAAAAUCGGUCACUGACUAUUUUAGCAAAUUGCACAUGGGGUCCUUGGUAUAUUCUUGCACUAGUAAAAGGAAAAAUAAGGUGACUGAUGGAGAAGCAAAAGCAGCCUCUGAUGGCAAUGCAACUGUGAAAAAGCAGCCGGGAACUAAAAAAGCAGAGACUGAUGAAGACCUAAAAGGUAAAUUUGGUAGUCUUGCAUCAAGAGACAGUCAGCAUGCAAGUACUUUUAAUAUGGAAAGACCUGCUUUUCGCCAAAGAUGGUAUGCUGCUUCUGAUGAUGGAGCAUCAGAUAAAUCAAGCUCAGAAAUAGUGAAUGGGAAGACAUUUCCAAGAGUUUCUGGCCUUGGUAAAACAGAAGUUGACUGUAAAGAUGAAGUGGAUCCUGAAGUGGAUCAGGAUGAUAUUUUAGGACUUAGCCAGAGUGAAGGCUUUUUGUCUGACAUGACUAGUGUGUCUUCAGCCAAAGACCUAAAUGACACAGAAGAUGUGGAGUUAUCUGCAGAUGACCAUCCCUCAAAGCUUCCAGAAGCUGAGCAGAGUGUGGCAAGACUUUGUGAAUAUCACUUGGCCAAGCGCAUGUCCUCUCUGCAAAGUGAAGGCCAUUUUUCUCUGCAAAGCUCCCAGUGCUCUUCAGUGGAUGCAGGUUGCAGCACAGGCAGUAGCACUUGUGCUACCCCCAUUGAAUCUCCUCUUUGUACUUCUGAUGUUAAGCACAUUAUUUCUGAUUCAUCAGUUAAGGGCAUUGGCUAUAUCCCAGCAGAUGAAAGAGCUGCCAUUCUUCCAAACCAUGGAGGAACUUACAAGGAGCUACAUCAGCAGUCUGAGGCUGUGUGUCAUAGAAUGACAGUGCCUGUCAUGCAUUCAGCAAUUAACGCUGAACCAUUAUUUGGCACUUUGAGAGAUGGAUGUCAUCGGAUCCCCAAGAUAAAAGAAACUACAGCUUUCACAGAGCCUGAAAAAGGAAGACAAGGAGGCAUGCCUUCAACUUUUCCUAACCAGCCUCCAGCUGACACCAUCAUGCUAUCAUCCAUGUUAUCAGAAUCAAAGGUGCCAAGUCAAAAUCAAAACUCUUGUGACAUUCCCAAAGCAAACCAGGUAUGUGAGGCAGCAGUCAGUUUACGGCCAUAUGACAUCAUUGGAGGAAGCCUCAGGAUGCCAUGUAGCAGAAAAGUUUUGAGACGCAGUAGCAGCAGCAUUGUUGCCGGGUCCACAGGCAUUGAGAUGCUCUUUGAGAAAAAGAAGGCUGCAGUCAGUUUGAAGUCUCUAGACAUCAUAGAAAGAGAUGAAUCCAGGUCAGAGAAAAGGGUAGAACUCCCACUGGGCAGAAAGCUAUCAAAAAGCUAUUCGCAAAGUUCUAUGAAUGUCACCAGUGACAGUAAAGAGAAUAAAAAAUCUUCACUCAUGAGCGCCAUUCAAAAGGACUCCAAACAGUAUAGAACGUUGCCCUUACGAAAGCUGGAUGCCAGCAACUGGAGAUGUCAUGGCCCGUUUAGCUACUGUUUCCUAAGCCGAAGAAAUGAUGAUGAUGAUGAUGUACACAACAACCAGCUCUCUUGCCUCUAUGAACCACAGAUCCCAUGUGAGUUACUAGAGCCAGUCAGUCAGUCUUUCUCCAUUGAAACUGAGAGGAACGCUGUUGAGUCACCCCAAACUGAGGCAAACUACACACAUGACAAAAGCAAUGCUGAAGACCAAGGUGGCCAAAUUGAUAUGAACCUCGAUGACAUGGCCUUUGAUGCACGAAUCGCCAGAAUCAAUGUGAUGAAGGAGAAAAUGUAUGCAAUGCCUGAUGGAUUUCUUGCAGCACAAAAGGAUGCCAAUGAGCUACUCUCACUGGUCCGAGGAUGUGUGGAGAAGAGAGAAGAUCUACAUCGGGAAACAUAUGACCUUAAACUUUCUCAGUACAAACAACUGUUAUCUAUAGAAUCAAGACAGUUGGGAAGUGCCUGCAGGAAAAUGGCCAUGGCUGACAAAAGCCCUGAGGAAAUGCUUUUAGCUAUGACUUCCAGCUUUCAAGUACUCUGUUGUUUAACAGAAGCCUGCAUGCGUUUAGUUAAAGUCAUGAACUCUGAAACACAGCAGCAGGAAAUUAUAGCUAAGAUAGAUGAGGUUGUCAUAAACUACAUUUGUCUUCUGAAAGCUGCAGAAGCAGUGUCAGGCAAGACCUCCGGUGAUCCUAGCAUUAAACUCUUGGCUCGACAUUCAACUACCAUGGCUGCUAUUGUAAGCACACUAACACGUUCUCUUAAAAUGCUUUUAAAUAAAUAAAUAAAACAAAAGUCACUUCAUAAUAUACCUUUGCAAAGCCAUACAUGAAAACUUUUAUUUACUCUAUGUGUAUGAACUAAUGUAACAAACUCAGCUCUCUCUGUAUAUUUUGUUAUUUUAUAUAAAAUAGGUAUGAGAUUAAAAAAAAGUUAUAAUACCGAACAUUGACAAAGUACUGACCAGUUCUAUCCUUCUGUUUGUAUAAAAACAAAAACAAAAAACAAAAAAUUCCCAUACAAGAACGUGUUGACAUUUGGCUAUUUUUCAUAUAGCCAAAUCUACAGGUGUAGAAAGUGAGCUUUUACAGCCUGUUAUGACAGAGGAAUUGUUUCCUGUUCCCUCCAAGUUUACACUUGGAGAAGACUCUGUGUUUAGAAAUAAGAAGUGGAAUCAUAAUGUAUAUAACACAGUAUUUAAUGUUUUAAAAUUAUAAUUUUUAAGCAUUGGAAAUAACAAAAGGACAUUUAAAAUCCAAGAGACUAUUACAACUUACUAGAGAAUAUAUAUAUAAUAAAUGACUUUUGUUCAUA